Molecule: messenger RNA, 2600 nt
Organism: Entelurus aequoreus (snake pipefish)
Lineage: Eukaryota; Metazoa; Chordata; Actinopteri; Syngnathiformes; Syngnathidae
Product: tetraspanin-8-like
Exons: 12
Coding region: 539-1327 (262 amino acids)
Cellular component (GO): membrane
Source: RefSeq, a predicted model, not a curated record
CGCGAGAGUUGGCGUGUCCGUGAGUUCAGUGUUUUUAAAUACAAUCAAAGUGACAGCGGCAAGUUACCGCAACGCACCGACUCCCAGAACACAAGAAGUCAUUUGGUGAGAAAUAAAGAAAGAGAAGAGAUGGAUGAAGGAGGAUAUGGACAUUAGGAAGCGAGGGACCAACGCCAUCAACAGGAAGAAGGGAGCAUACGUGCUUCUACACACCUGGGACGCUGUCCUUUAAUGGGCGGAGAACAGAUGCUGUAUGGCCAGCUCGGGGAACUUUAUUUAGCAGUGUGUGAGAGGCGAGAGCUGAGUCAGCGCUCACCAGUCUGAAGGAAGUGUCUCUUUGCUUGGCUCUGAGGAUCGUCGCCAUCUUCAGGACUGAAGAACAAGCGGACGGCAGUCACCUGAGGACAAAGCGAGGGAGGUGAGGGGAGCAGUGAGCAGCAGCGGUGGCCGCGCCCGGGAAUCCUUUUUGGUGAUUUAACUCCCAAUUCCAACCCUUGAUGCUGAGUGCCAAGCAGGGAGCAGGACGCCGGGAGACAAAAUGGGGAGAGUGAACAUUUGGGUGAAAAGGAGUUUCAUCGUGGUGGCAAGUCUGAUGGUGGUCAUUGGCGCUCUGAUGUUGGCAGGCACUCUGUUCAUCCAUGGCCACUACCACCGUGAUGAGCAGAUAGAGGACAUGAUCGUGGGAAUACGCGCCGUUUACGCUAUCUCUAUCAUCGUGCUGCUCUUGCCCAUCAUUGGCUUGUAUGGCGUCUGCAAGGAGAAGAGAUGGGUCAUCAUUGUGUUCACCGUUGGAAUCAUCCUGUGCAGCCUGUUUGUGCUUUACAGUGGAAUCAACGUGCUGGUGGUGCGCCCUAUGGUGGUCCAAAACAUCACCGCGUAUUACACCAACAUGCAGCCAAUCCGCAACGCCACUGACGUCGACCUCAAGAUUCUGCACGAAACACAAAUCCAAUUGGAGUGCUGUGGAGUGCAGCAGGGCUACCAAGAGUGGGGCUCCGACAUCCCAGAGUCCUGCUUGUGCGUCGACAACUCUACCAGCUCAUGUGUGGCCGCGCCAAAGAACAGCAGCCUGUUCAAGACCACGGACACUGUGAUGAUUUAUGAAGAGUCAUGUCUCCCAAGCAUCGUGUACAACAUCGACGUGUCCGUCAACAUAGCCGUGGGCAGCUCAGCGGGGUUGAUUUUACUUUGGACGUUGUCCUGUAUGCUGAGCGUGGUCGUCUUGUGUCAACUGAAACCCAAAAAGGACACGCCCACCGUCGCUUACAGUCGAGAGGCCAAAACUGGCAACUACGCCGUCCUCACGGAACCGGCGGAGCUCCCCUGAUCAAUAUUUGAUCACUGACAAAUGUUCAAUGUGUGAUACGAAAGCUUACUUUUAACUUCACACGCAAAAUAUGAAGCUUUAUUUUUAUGUAAAGUGAUGUAGACUAUAUUGCCAAAAGUAUUUGGCCACCUGCCUCGACUCACAUAUGAACUUGAAGUGCCAUCCCAUUCCUAACCCAUAGGGUUCAAUAGGACCUUUUGCAGCUAUUACAGCUGCAACUCUUCUGGGAAGGCUGUCCACAAGGUUGUGGAGUGUGUUUAUAGGAAUUUUCGACCAUUCUUCUAAAAGCUGGCUUCCAGUCUCCAUUCUAAUGCAUUACAAGGGUGUUCUAUCGGGUUCAGGUCAGGACUCUGUGCAGGCCAGUCAAGUUCAUCCACACCAGACUCUGUCAUCCAUGUCUUUAUGGACCUUGCUUUGUGCACUGGUGCACAGUCAUGUUGGAAGAGCAAGGGGCCCCGCUCCAAACUGUUUCCCACAAGGCGGGGAGCAUGCAAUUGUCCAACAUGUUUUGGUUCAGGUCAGGACUCUGUGCAGACCAGUCAAUACCAGACUCUGUCAUCCAUGUCUUUAUGGACCUUGCUUUGUGCACAGUCAUGUUGGAAGAGGAGGGGCCCCGCUCCAAACUGUUUCCCACAAGGUUGGGAGCAUGGAAUUGUCCAACAUGUUUUGGUAUCCUGGAUAUUCAAAGUUCCUUUCACUGGAACUAAGGGGCCACGCCCAACUCCUGGAAAAACAAGCCGUACCAUAAUUCCUCCUCCACCAAAUUUCACACUCUGCACAAUGCAGUUCUCCUGGCAUUUCACGACUGGAUCUGUUGCAUCCUGUGACAGCUCCACGCUGGAAAUCACUGAGAGCGGCCCAUUCUUUCACCAAUGUUUGUAGAAACAGUCUCCAUGCCUAAGUGCUUGAUUUUACACACCAAGUGAUUGAUUUAUUUAUUGACAUCUAUUGAUUAGGACACCUGAUUCUGAUCAUUUGGAUGGGUGGCCAAAUACUUUUGGCAAUAUAGUGCAUGUUGAUACAUUUUGCAUUGUGUUGUUUCCUUUAGGAAAUUUGACAUGUCAUUGAAUCGCCUGAUUUAGUUCAUCUUUGUUUAUAUUGUUCCUUUCUUAAUAUUUUCUGGUAUUAAAAGUGUUUAUAAGUAGUUCAAUAUGUUUGGACUAUUUAAUGGUAAACUCACCAGCUGUUUAUUUCAAUAUAUUUAUUUAUUCUCAUGUCUAACAAUAGUGGUUGGACAAUAUCAGGGAAAACUUCAUUGUUUUGGAUGAUGUGU